Molecule: messenger RNA, 914 nt
Organism: Populus euphratica (Euphrates poplar)
Lineage: Eukaryota; Viridiplantae; Streptophyta; Magnoliopsida; Malpighiales; Salicaceae
Product: glycine-rich protein A3
Exons: 3
Coding region: 140-700 (186 amino acids)
Source: RefSeq, a predicted model, not a curated record
GAAACAGAAUAUAGACACCUCCUAAAUAACAAUGCAGCUCAGUCUAUAAACAGAAGAGAAAAAAUUCCGGGCUUUCUCAUCUCAUAAACUGCAAAGAGAAGAAAAAGGAAAAGAAAUUAUCAAUUACCUGCAUUAGAAAAUGGGAGGUGGCAAAGACAAGUCUGACGAAGAGUCUACAGACAAGGGACUGUUUUCAAAUCUUGCUGGCUAUGCUGGUGGACAUUACCCUCCAAGCGCACCAUACCCGCCACAUGGUUAUCCACAACAGGGAUACCCACCAGCAGGUUACCCUCCCCCUGGUGGCUACCCACCUCCGGGCUACCCUCCCCCAGGAGGAUACCCACCAGCAGGUUAUCCUCCUCCUGGCGGCUACCCUCCCCCUGGGGGCUACCCUCCUCCUGGUGCUUACCCUCCAGCUGGUUACCCUGGGCCAUCUGCUUCACAUUAUUCAGGGCAUGGACCUGGAAUGGGGACAUUGUUAGCUGGAGGUGCUGCUGCUGCUGCAGCUGCUUACGGGGCCCACCAAUUGUCCCAUGGAGGUUCCCAUGGCUAUGGUCACGGAGGUUACCAUGGCUAUGGUCAUGGAAAGUUCAAGCAUGGCUAUGGUCAUGGAAAGUUUAAGCAUGGCAAGUUUGGCAAGCGCUGGAAGCAUGGCGGAUUUGGAAAGCACAAGGGCAAAUUCUUCAAGAGAUGGAAGUGAUUUCUGCCAAAGCAACAACCAAUCUGUCAUAUUACACUGGUUGCAGCUUUCUGGUAUAACUGAUUUGGCUCUUGGAGACUGAUUUAUUAUUCUCGUAAAGAUUUUACCCUCAGUUUGGGUGUUAAUACAGUUCUGACUCUCUCCUAUUGUAAUAAUUUCUCUGUAUGGUGUUCCUGUGUGUAUAAAAAUUAGCCUGACCUUCAUUCCCCGUUUC